Puntigrus tetrazona (Sumatra barb) is the source of this 1729-nucleotide messenger RNA. RefSeq names its product UDP-glucuronosyltransferase 2A3-like. NCBI's taxonomy places the organism in Eukaryota, Metazoa, Chordata, Actinopteri, Cypriniformes, Cyprinidae. The transcript has 2 exons. The record is from RefSeq and is a predicted model, not a curated record. The coding region runs from base 121 to 1701 and encodes 526 amino acids. Gene Ontology annotation, molecular function: UDP-glycosyltransferase activity.
GUUUUUUGCUGUGCUCAUUCAGGUAUAGGAUCCUUUCACCUAAAUGUACUUGAAAAGCUCAUAAACGUUGCUCGAUAAAUGCGCUAAAGGUUUUGGACACUACACUGUGCCAGGUAAUCAAUGAGGAUGCAUCAUUCCAACCUUCUCGCUUUGUUUGUUCUGUUACCUGCUCUCUCAGGAUUCUAUUGUGGUAAAGUUCUGGUUGUCCCUGCGGAUGGAAGCCAUUGGAUCAAUAUGAAGGUCCUUAUUGUGGAGUUACAUUUAAAAGGUCACAACAUCACAGUGGUACGAGGCUCAAAUAGCUGGUAUAUUGAAGAGAAGUCUCCUUACUACACCUCCAUUAGUAUAGACAUUGGUGAAUUUGACAAUAACUUUUGGAUGACUUUGCUUCCCCGGUUACUGCAAAUCAAGAGACACGGAAAAUCAUUUUGGUCUGAAAUAGAAAUCGGGCAAGAGAUUUUCAGCAGCUUUUCAAAAGUUCAUCAGCAAGUAUGCAAUAUGACAGCCAUGAUAUUCGAAAAUGAGACCUUAAUGAAUUCACUGGAGGAUGUUUCUUAUGACCUUGUUCUCACAGAUCCUGCUUUUGGAGGUGGAGUGUUACUGGCAAACCGUCUUGGCCUCCCUCUUGUGCUAAAUGUCCGUUGGACCAUGUACGGAGAAGGUCACUUUGUUGUGGCCCCAUCUCCUCUCUCAUAUAUACCUAUACCAGCAUUACAACUAACAGACAAAAUGACAUUCAGUCAAAGAGUCAUGAACGUGAUGGUUUACAUGAUUUUUAUCUAUCAAAAUCCAAAGUUCUUUGGUUAUCAUUACCAAGAGUUCUCCCAGAAAUAUUUCGGGCCAGAUGUUGAUUUCUUCUCUCUCCUUCAGAAUGCAGAUAUCUGGCUCAUGAGAAAUGAUUUCACUUUUGAGUUUCCGCGACCCACAAUGGCAAAUGUUGUCUACAUGGGUGGCUUCCAGUGCAAACCAGCUAAGCCCCUUCCAGAUAAACUUGAGAAGUUUGUGCAGAGCUCAGGAGAACAUGGGGUCAUCAUCAUGACUUUAGGAACUGUUUUUGGUCAGCUUCUGAGUGAAAUCAACGAUGAGAUUGCUGCAGCUUUUGCCCAGCUUCCUCAAAAGGUUAUUUGGAGAUACACAGGACCAAAACCUGCUAAUCUUGGUAACAAUACUCUGAUUGUGGACUGGCUCCCACAAAAUGACCUGCUUGGACAUCCCCAGAUUAAAGUAUUUGUAGCACAUGGAGGCACCAAUGGAGUUCAGGAAGCCAUCUACCAUGGAGUGCCUAUUGUGGGCCUUCCUAUAUCGUUUGAUCAGCCUGAUAAUCUCUCCAGGAUGCAAGCAAAAGGAACAGCAAAAAUUGUAGAUAUUGCAACUUUAGACAGGACUGUGUUUCUCAAGGCAUUAAAGGAGGUUUUGCAUAACCCAUCUUACAAGGAGAACAUGCAGAGACUGUCCAAGCUGCACCACGACCAGCCAAUGAAACCUCUUGAUCGUGCCAUCUUCUGGAUUGAGUUUGUCAUGAGAAACAGAGGAGCUCCUCAUUUACGAACGCAGUCUUUCAGAAUGUCCUGGAUUGAGUACCACUCUAUAGAUGUUAUUUUGACUUUGAUGGCAACCUUUUUGAUAUUUGCAUUUGUGACAGUUUAUAUAAUGAAAUAUUUUUGCAUGGUUUUAUUCAGAAAGAAAGCAAAACGUGAGUAAAGUACUGGCUGGAAGUUUUGUUCACAUG